UCUACAGCUCGCGUUACAUUAUUCCACAAUUCAUAGCAUUUCAGUGCCGUUUUACUUUUUUGCUUAUGCGCGAGGCCUUCCGCGAAAAUGGAUUAAAGUGUGGUUUAUUUCGUAUGUCACGUGCCGACAUGGGCAUUUAUAGCCGCCUACAUUUUUACAUUACGAACCGAUGUGGUUAUUCUAGCCCGGAUGCCACUUCUUAGAAAGUACCGUCAGAUUACCCGGUGAGGCGGGUGACCACGUUCGAUGCCGUUGGAUCAUGUCCUAUGUGUCUUCACAAGAUGGAAGGUGUGUGUCUCCGUGUUCCCGGCCUCACACUCCUCUGAAUGGCCACGCCCACGACUCCCCCGGCUGGAGCCGCCCGCUCCGCGUCCGAGACGGAGACCAGUUCUACAUGCUGGACCAAGAAGAGGUUCAUCCUCUGCUUAUGAGCGAUCGGCGCCCUGUCUCCCAGCGCACCAAGUUGCUCCGCAGGACUGUGUCUGUGCCUGCCGAUAGCAGACCCCAUCCUGAGUCAGAGCACGCUCGUGCUCGUAGAAAGAGCUUUGCCACAGUGAGGCAGAGAAGCAUGGAAACCCCUCCCACUGCUCCUCCACAGCCAUUCCGUCAGUCCAGUUUUCUUAGCCGCCGUCUGAAAAGCUCAAUUAAGCGAGCAAAGAGCCAGCCCAAACUUGAUCGUACCGGAAGCUUCCGCCACAUGAUUCUCCCACGAUUUCGCAGUGCUGACCAGGAGAGAACGCGUCUGAUGCAGAGCUUUAAGGAGUCUCACUCCCAUGAGUCUUUGCUGUCCCCGAGCAGUGCAGCUGAGGCACUGGAUCUCACGCUGGACGAGGACGCCAUCAUCAAACCCGUCCACUCCAGCAUCCUCGGCCAGGAGUACUGCUUUGAGGUGACAACAGCCUCAGGCACAAAGUGUUUUGCCUGCCGUUCGGCUGCCGAGAGGGACAAGUGGAUCGAGAACCUGCAGCGUGCGGUUAAACCCAACAAGGAUAACAGUCGCCGGGUGGACAAUGUACUUAAGUUGUGGAUCAUCGAAGCACGGGACCUGCCGCCUAAGAAGCGCUAUUACUGCGAACUAUGUCUGGACGACAUGCUAUACGCGCGCACCACCAGCAAGCCUCGCACCGAUACCGUCUUCUGGGGCGAGCACUUCGAGUUCAACAACCUCCCCGCCAUCCGCAGCCUACGACUGCACCUCUACAAGGAGACAGACAAGAAAAGACGCAAGGAGAAGAGCACGUAUCUGGGCUUGGUCAGCAUUCCUAUCUCCAGCAUCACGGGUCGACAGUUUGUGGAGCAGUGGUACCCCGUGAUCCAGCCCAGCGUCCUUGCCAAGGGUGGAGGUGUGGGCAGUGGCAAGGUCAUCAAUGCUUCACUGCGGCUGAAGUCACGCUACCAGACCAUGAGUAUCCUGCCCAUGGAGCUGUAUAAGGAGUUUGCGGAGUACGUGACGAAUAACUACCGUACACUGUGCUCUGUUUUGGAGCCACUCCUGAGCGUGAAAAGCAAGGAGGAGGUAGCCUGUGCCCUGGUGCACAUUCUGCAGAGCACCGGCAAGGCCAAGGAUUUUCUGUCAGAUAUGGCGUUGGCCGAAGUGGAUCGCUUUAUAGACCGUGAGCAUCUGAUCUUCAGGGAGAACACACUGGCCACCAAAGCCAUAGAGGAGUACCUCAAACUUGUUGGACACCGAUACCUUAAAGACACUAUUGGGGAGUUUAUUCGGGCGCUGUACGAGUCAGAGGAGAACUGCGAAGUGGACCCCAUGCGAACUCCACCCUCAAUGCUUCCAGACCAUCAGGCAAACCUACGCAUGUGCAGCGAACUUGCACUUUGCAAGAUCAUCAACUCCCAUUGUGUGUUUCCACGGGAGCUAAAGGAAGUGUUUGCAUCGUGGCGCGUGCGAUGUGCUGAAAGAGGUCGUGAGGAUAUUGCAGACAGGCUCAUCAGCUCCUCGCUCUUCCUGCGUUUCCUGUGCCCAGCCAUCAUGUCUCCGUCGCUGUUUAACCUGACGCAGGAGUACCCGUCUGAGCGCACAUCCCGCACCCUCACGCUCAUCGCCAAGGUGGUGCAGAGCCUGGCCAGCUUCUCCAAGUUUAGUGGUAAGGAGGAACACAUGAUGUUUAUGAAUGAGUUUCUGGAGAUGGAGUGGGGUUCCAUGCAGCAGUUCCUCUACGAGGUCAGUAACGUGGAGUGUGGUGGAAACGCCGGCGCCUUCGAGGGCUACAUUGACCUGGGCCGAGAGCUCUCUGUCCUCCACAGCCUUCUCUGGGAGGUCAUGGCUCAGCUGAGCAAGGAGGCGAUUCUGAAGCUGGGGCCGUUGCCACGGUUGCUGAAUGACAUCAGUGUGGCCUUGCGUAACCCCCAGCUGCACCGGCAAGCCAGCCACCAACCGCCUGAGCGGCACCUCGGCCGGCCCCCUUUCAGCCGCCCUUCCACCAAUGACUUCCAGAGCCUGAUGAUGAGGGAGAUGAACAGUUCUAUAGAUAUCUCCCGCCUGCCUUCUCCCACGGCUGGUAUGUCUGGGGGCGGAGCUCUCUCCCAUCCGGGUAUGGCUGCCUUUGAGAGAGAUCACCGUGGCAACAAAGAUGUGUUCUACGUGACACGCCCACCCCUAGCCCGCUCAAGCCCCGCCUACUGCACAAGCAGCUCUGACAUCACUGAACCAGAUCCUAAGGUGCUGAGUGUGAAUAAGAGUGUGUCUAUGAUGGACCUGCAGGACUCACGCAUCAACAGCAUCUCCAACCUGCACUCCGUCAACGACAUGCUCAACUCCUCGCAGGGCUCCAUCGCCGGCCUGGGCAGCUUCGGCCCACUAGGUGGCGCACCUCUGCGCGUGGGCGGGCGUGUCUCCGCCGGCUCGGGCGGCUCCAGCAUGUCGGGCGGUCUUCGUCUGGCCCACGGGGGUGGCCUGGCCCCAGAUUCGCUCUCCCAGCAACAGCAGCAGGUGGCAGCAGCCAUGCACGUGCCGCUCUCCUUCCAGAACCCACUGUUCCAUCUGGCGUCGGACGGGCCACAGUACCACACCCCGCCCCACGGACCGCCCCAUGCCGCGCCCCCGCCGCUUCUCCUGGCUCCGGAGCCCGAGAACGGGCACGUGGGCUUCGGCAUGCCGGCCUUCGGCCACGGCGGCUUCUCCCGCAGUGAGGACCUGUCGGCUUUGCGCUCACAGAACAGCCUGGUGCAGCCCAGCAUCGUCCACUCACACAGCUACAGCGAUGACUUCACACGCCACAACCAGGCUGACUACACCCGCAGACAGCUCUCGCUGCAGGUGCAGGAGAAUCUGCAGCAGCAGGUGUUGAUGGGAAUGGCCCCUCAGACCGCUACAGGCACUGGUACACCCCGCCUCAGUUGCCACGCCCCAACCACCAUGCACCCUGUUCCGUCAGGCUCUAUGGCCCCGCCCCCAUCCCAACGUCCUAAGCCUCAGCCCUCCCACCAGCUGUCAGUGAGCUCAGCUGCAAACUCCACCCCACCCAAGGCUCGGCCUCAGAGUGGGAACCUCCUCCAGUCACCUGAGUCCAGUUUUGGGGCGAGGCCGUUACCAAGGCAACAGCUGUUGGUGAAGGACAGCCCUGCCCCUGGCCUCCCACAUCAGUCCAGCACAGCCAAUGACAGCCAGCCACCACAAGGGGGCCCUAGUGAGAACACUGAGAAUGCAUCAAGUGACACACCCGCCAAACCUGCUGUACAAACCAACCAACAGCAUCUGCUGAAGCCAACUACUAACAAACAGGGCUCAAAGUCUCCCUCUACACUGAACCCAGCAUCGGCGUCGGAGAGGACGGUGGCCUGGGUGUCCAACAUGCCGCACCUGUCUGCAGACAUCGAGAGUCUACGCGUGGACAGAGAGGAUCUGAAACUGAAGGAGCACUCCAAGAGCAUGGACGAGGUCUCGGCUGGAACCGGGGUGCGCGAGUAUGAGGAGGAGAUCCACUCGCUGAAGGAGAGGCUGAUGAUGUCCCACCGCAAGCUGGAGGAGUACGAGCGGCGCCUGCACACACAGGAGCAGAGACCAACAAGAUUCCUGCUGCAGUACCAGAGCCGGCUGACGGACAGCGAGAGGAGGCUCAGGCAGCAACAGCUGGAGAAGGACUCGCAGAUCCAGGGCAUCAUCAGCAGGCUGAUGGCGGUGGAGGAUGAGUUGAGAGGGAGUGGCGUUCCUGACAUUAAAUCCCGAAUAUUUACAGGAGAGCCAAUCUACGGUGGUCACACUGGAACAUGAUUGACCACAGCACGAAACAGGACAUGUGAUUGGCCCAGCGUCAGUCCAGGAACCUCUCCUGUGUCUGAUUGGCUGAGAGAGGAGAGAGAGGAAGAGCCUGAGAAAAGCAUCGUUUUUUACCCAUCAUACUGCAGCCCAAUGCCCACCUACAAACACACACACACACACACACACACACACAAAUAUGCCAUUCUACAACUCUUUCUACAAUUCUACAAUUCUUUCCCACUUUUUCUCUCAAGAGAUUGAGCCAAAAUAAUGACAAUCACCUUUUUUGUAUGUAGUGGUAUAACAAAUUAGCAACUGGCUGCAGUUUACCGCUAUUGUACCUGUGUAAGACCAGCUCUGGCCUCUGAGCUCUGGUCUUUAGUACAAAGAAAAAACUGCAUACAGAGAGACAGUACUAAGGAUUCAAACACGUCACCUUUCUUUCCUUAGUAUAUCUCACACACUUUCUUUUUCACUCACAAUCUCUCUCUCUCUCUCCCUCUCUCUCUCUCUCUCUCUCAGCAGGAGUCUUUGUUGUUCACAGCAUGGUGGUUGUUGAGGCUUUGUGUUGGUCUAUGUGUGUGCGGUUAUGGUCUGUAUUAUGGUUAUGGACUUCAUAACCCACAAGCCUCCUAAUAAUGACUCAAUAACACUUCAUUUUUUUCUUUAAACAAGCCUUUUCAAACUUUUUAAGGAGGUGUGGUCUUUUCUGAGCCAAUCAGAUGUUGCCAUACUGCUCAGAAGCCCCUUCCUGUGCCGCCAGGGGGCGAUGCCUCUUCUCUGUGCCUAAAGAGCUCUAUACAAAACAGGGGGAACAAAACAAACUUUAUUGACAGGAGCACACAGGACACUUCUCUUUUUGACACUUUGGAGUUUCUUUACGCUCCAGAAGGAAGCAGAAUGAUGUUUAAUAUUGUCUAUGUUUGGACUUGCUGCUUUUGUGGACUUCAAGGACCCUUCUCUUCUCAUCCACUUGACUGGACAGCAACACUGCAAGCAAAGAAACAGUGCAAUCGCGUGUGCGCACGCACGUGCCAGAACCAUCGCAAAAAGGUGUUACUAGCAGAGAGGAAUCCGCUCGGCUCCCUUGAGCGAGCAGGUGUGUGUGUGUGUGUGUGUGUGUGUGUGUGUGUGUGUGGCUCACAGCUUUCAUCUGCAUACCAGUGAUUGGACAUACUCUGUGUACAGAUGAUCGUGUGCAUCGAUAUGGGCAUACGAAUGGAUUUGUUGAUUUUCUUUCGUGAGUAUGGGUAUGCGUGUGUGAGGGUGAGGAAGAGGGUGAGGGAGAAACGGAGGGGAGAGAGAGAGCGUGAUGGAAUAGGGAUACGAUCAGGUGGGAAGCACCACGAUAAACACGGUUUUAGGUUACAUCAGCUAAUGACAGGGGCUCUCCUUGGAAGGAACCAGCAGUAGAGAGACUAAUACCCACUUUUAUGAUGAGUAUUUAUAACCCUAGUUCUAGUAUCUAUACCACUAUACAACUAUAGCCCAUCUUUACUUCGUUAAUGUUAGACUUUAUUUAUGCACAAAAUAUACCCAUUGCCAACGUCGUGUACCGUGACGCUGUACUAUAAUACUCUCCGUAGCAUGGAGAGACAGACAGACACACACACACGACGCACACACUCCUACACACUGAUCAAAGAAGAAAGUAGUAGCAGCAUUAAUCGAGCAGUUUCAUACCUCAUCAGGUCCUGCUGUUUUCUUUCCUUUAGGCGCACACUGCAUUAGGAGAUGUUCACUUUCCCAUGCUGGCUGAUCGGGGAGGGGGUGUUUGAGGCUGGUAGCUGAUGUCUGCUCUGAGCUUUUGUUGGCUUUGUGUGUACAUAGAGCUGAGGACUUUGGAUUAGAGACCUGUUGAUUUAUACAAUUUUAUUCAUUUUACCAAGUCCUAUGGUUUUUCUGAUUCUUCCUCGAUGUUCAGUAGAUUACACAUAUACACCAUUAGUUUUGCUGGUAGGUUUUGGUCAGUUGCUUUUUUAAAUUUUUUUUAAAUUUUUUAAUUUUUUUUGCUGUGGUGAAAGUAUUGAUAUUUAUUUUGUCUGCACUUCAGUUAAUAUAUAUGAAAAAAGGAAAAAAAAAUCUAACUGAAUGGUUCCCCGUGCCAAAAUGUGCUGGUUCUAAAACUUUCCACCUUAUGGGUUGUUGAGUGACAACAAACCGGACCUCCUUGCUUGUUGCCAUGGCACUCUCUGUGCACGAGCAGCGAUUCUGAUUAAGGUGAAGAAUAGAUCAGUCAGUAAUAAAUUCUUCUCAAUACAAAGCAGAACCUUCCGAUAUCCUAGUCACCUUUUGUGUAUAAAAGUCCUCUUAAGAAAGAUCGUAGUAGUGCACUGUUUCUCCUAUUGUGUAGCGCUAUAUUUAUUAUUUACGGUCAUGAGAGUUUGUAUCUAAUCUUAAGAAUGAUACGUCCCCACAGUGGGAUCCUACCCUUAAAUUUAGCCAUAGUCAUGGACAAGCCAUACAGACCCUGUCCUUCUGCGAGGCUUUAGGAGUGUAGGAAUGUACAUAUCUAUACAGAACCGCGAGAACGCUUAAAAAAAUGAAGGAAAGAUUCCGUGUUUAAAAUGUGAGACACCUCAGCAUAUGGAGAAAUGUUGUGAAUGUUAAUAUUAUUAAGAAGACAAUUAUUAUAUCAAAAUAUGAUUAUUAUUAUUGUAAUUAUCAUGACUUUCAUUUUAUUGAUAUAAUUGAUCAGCAAUUUUUCUUUUUGUGAAUAUGAGUUUACAUUAUUCCAGAAGUUUAAAUAAUUGGACAAAUUAAUAAAUAGAUAUAUGCUAAGAUAAAAUAUUCUUUAAUGGUGUUUUUAUUUCAUUUCAAUUUGCAUAGUACAACUUAGUUUUGAAACAGUUUAGCUUUCCAGGCUUCAAAUCUGCAUCAGUGUUGCUAGGUCUGUUAUGUAGCUAGGUUUGGUUUGCCUGUGAGACUGUUGUUAAGGUGAUAUACACAAUGUACCUUCAUUACAUUGGUAUUCAAACUUUUAUUCAGUUUUGUGAAGCUGCUGCCUCUUCUUCCUUUAAAAGCAACUUCAAAACCCUGAAGUACAUUUCAUAAUAAAAGACCCCGAGCUGUUAUUAACAUAAAACAUCUAAAAUGUGGAAUAUAAAUAAAUUACAGGAUGUCAUAUAAAUUAAUACCACACAUCCAUGUAACCUUGAGAGACUUUUGUGGCUAAAUUUUAAAACAUGUGAUAAUAGGUUAAUGCUUAAUGCAUAAUGUGAAAAGAACUCAAGAGGCAUGACCUGUAAGUAACCUGUAUGUAUGAGGUAAAAUGAUGCAAGUACAUAAAAACAGAGAGACUUUUAUCCAAGCAGGUGUAUCGUCCAGUAAGUUAUAUGUCCUACAUGCAUUCAGGCAUCGCCUGGUUAGGUUGAUUUGUGCCAUCACGGGUAUCUGUGAUAUAUCUACAAAUAUGAUGUUAAAACCUGGUCAUUUGCUUCCUUCAGUAUCUUACAUCUUAUCACACACCAUUAACAUUUUUACAAACAAAUGCAUUGCAUAUGACAUCACUUUGUAUCUUCGUCAUGCCAAGAGCUCCGAUUUCAAUCCUGACAUUUAAGCUGGGAGCUAUGAUCUAUGAGACCAGAGAUACCAGAUUAGAGAAGACCUUCAGUUUUAAAGCAGUAGAGGUUCUCUGCCAGGACUGUCUCAGGAAAACUCUAAAUUUAAAAACUAAUUUUCACCCAGUUAAUAACAUACUAGGUAUUCAUAAACCUUAUUAACCUAAUAAAAGCAAAGUUAGUUUAAUCAAGUUUUACACACAACUCCUUUUGGUUGUCAAUGUACAUGAAUAUGUGAGCUAGGAUAUAAUAGUAACUGAUUGAUAAAAGAUAAAUAACUGAUCAAUAAACCAGCAAUAUUGGUGCCGCAGUCAAGAUUAGUUCCUUCACAAACUGGAUUACUUCCAAACAGUUAAACAUAAGUCAGACAAAGAAAAUCAUACAUAUAUUUCAAAUACAAUCAACAUGAAUGAAAAGGUUAACAAAAAAAAUUAUCUCCCUAAGAACUGAGAUGUUUGAGUAUUUCAGGUGUUUGGGCUGAUCUUCUGCACACAGACAAAACCUAGACAUUUGCAGAUACCGAUUUUCUGCAGGGGACUCCUGACUGGCAGUGGGAUUUAGUUGAAGAUUGGGUUCCCUCUGUGCCAGGAAAAGCAGCAUACUUUCAUCAAGUACACGUCUGCUGAAGUCAGAUGUACAUAAAAAUAGCCACAUCAUUUCCACUUAACACCACUCGGCGCUGAGUUCAUCCCCAGACAAUGCCGCUAAUGUUUCGGACAGAUCCAGACAGAGAGCUGGACCAUGGCAGUUUGUUUAAACAGGCUAAUUUUGCGAAGCCUCACCCAAGUCUAGAAAACCAGGCUUUAGUGUUUAUAGCACUGCAUUCUCACCACAUGAACGCCUGUGUUCCAGUAUGACUCGUCCAUGUAGUGGGGUGAAACAUGCACUAUUUUGGUAAACACUCGCGUUUACCUUUGAGUUCACAUGAAAUCCCAUAAUUAUUGACUACACACAGACUACUCUACGCCUGCAAACUACUACACCCAUAGAGGCAACUCAAUACCUAUAAACCUUACACACACACACAGUUUACCUUUUAGUUCACAUGAAAUCCCAUAAUUAUCAUCGACCCAACUACUCCACCCCUACUGCACCCCAUGUAGGCAACUCAAUGCCUACAGACUACACCCAUGCAGACUACUACACGCACACAACACCUACAAACUACAUCUAUACAGGCAACACAAUACCUACAGACUACACCCGUGCAGACUACGCCACCCAUGCAGACUCCUAAACACGCACCUUCAGAUACACACUAUGCCUCAUCUAGACAGACAAACUGAAGAGGGUUCAACUCAGACAUGCAGGCAAGUCAAGUCUGCCAGACAACAUCCUAUUUAAUGAAUACAGUGCAGUAGAAUUAUGGCACUUCAUCCCACACAUACUCACAUCUGCUCAGUACAUAUCAGAUGUGAUAUUGCUAGGGUGCUUCUUGAAUAAUUAAGUAGUCCUAUUCUUGUUUUGUGUUAUAUGUUUGCUGUUCUGUAAACAUCUCCUUGUAGAACUUCCCUGCAUAAAAAGUUCAAUAAAAACUAGAAAGCUAAAAAUAAAUGUUAGAAAUCCUUGGCCAAUUCUAAUCAACAGAAUGAAGAAAAGCCCUUCACAUAUAGACUUCACCACUCAGUGUUUGGAGAUGAGUCAAAAACCAGCUAUUGUGAAAUUAAACUUCUAUUUGUGUGUG
Electrophorus electricus (electric eel) is the source of this 9457-nucleotide messenger RNA. RefSeq names its product synaptic Ras GTPase activating protein 1a (gene syngap1a). The record is from RefSeq and is a predicted model, not a curated record. Gene Ontology annotation, biological process: negative regulation of Ras protein signal transduction; regulation of GTPase activity. NCBI's taxonomy places the organism in Eukaryota, Metazoa, Chordata, Actinopteri, Gymnotiformes, Gymnotidae.